UCGAAGAUUGUGGGUGCUCAAGUCUCAAUUGUCAUAAAUAUAAAAUAUUGUUACUAACCAGAGACAUUAAGAUAUCUAAAAUUUGGCCAACUAAGAAACAAUUUUACAAAGGAACUAUGCUAAUUGUUUAUUUGGCCAAAUUUAUUUUUUCAAAAAAUAGUUAUUUUUUCUAAAAAGUGUUUAUUAUUAUUUUUUUUGAAAAAAUGAUGGUUUUAUCAAGCUUUUCAGAGAUCCUAAAUUUCAAGAAAUUAGGAGAGUGAAAAUGAAAAAGAAAGCCAUCAGUGGAGGAAGAAAGGAAAAAGUAAGAACUGGAUGAAGGGCUGAUUGUUGACACAGAGAGUCGAACCCCAGACCACCCAAAAUUUCAUCAGCUCUUUGACCGGCCAAUCAGCCAGUUACUUAUGGUUGUGGCUGCUCAUUUAUUAUUUUAUACUAGUUUCCGAAAAUAUCAGUUCAAAACACAUGUUCUGUGUCGGCGUUGGUAGGUGCGCGAGCACCCAUCCCACACAAUGUGAGUCCGCCCCCCCUGCAUACGUUGCAACACAAAUUAAAGGACCACAUUUUAGGAAGAAGCCAAAUACACUUUGAAAGGCAUGUUAAUCCAAAUUGUGUACUUCAACUCUAUCAACAACUAUAAGAAACACAUUUUUCACCACAUAUCAUUUACCCAUUCAUUGAGAAAUUACAAAAGAUGACUACUCACAAAGCUCACUGCUUGAUCUUGCCAUAUCCAGGACAAGGUCAUGUCAACCCAAUGGUCCAAUUCUCCAAACGUUUGCAAUCCAAAGGUGUCAAAAUAACUAUAGUUCCAACAAAAUCCUUCUUGAAAAACAUGCAAGAAUUACCAACUUCCAUGUCAAUCGAAGCCAUCUCCGAUGGCUAUGACGAUUGUGGCCUCGAACAAGCAGGAUCUUAUGCAGCCUACUUAACACGAUUCGAAGAAGUUGGCUCGAUUACUCUGGCUCAGCUUAUUCAAAAAUUGACAAACUCUGAAUGCCCUGUGAAUUGCAUAGUAUAUGAUCCAUUCCUUCCUUGGGCUGUUGAAGUGGCAAAGAAUUUUAGAUUAGUUAUUGCUGCAUUUUUCACACAAAAUUGUGCAGUGGAUAACAUUUAUUACCAUGUACAUAAAGGGGUACUUAAACUUCCUCCUACUCAAGCUGAUCAAGAAAUCAUAAUUCCUGGAUUAUCAAGUACAAUGGAGGCAUCAGAUGUACCUAGUUUUGCUAUAAAUCCUGAAGCAGAAGUAAUACUUGAAUUGUUGAUGAAUCAAUUCUCAAAUCUUGACAAAGUGGAUUGUGUCCUAAUCAACAGCUUCUAUGAGUUGGAGAAAGAGGAAAUUGAUUGGAUGUCUAAGCUUUAUCCAAUCAAGACAAUUGGACCAGCAAUACCAUCCAUGUACCUAGACAAGAGGCUACAUGAUGACAAAGAGUAUGAACUUAAUAUGUUCAAGCCAAUGACAGAUGAAUGCCUAAAUUUGUUAAACCAUCAACCAAUUAGCUCAGUGUUGUAUGCAUCAUUUGGAAGUUUAGCCAAAGUAGAAGCUGAGCAAAUGGAAGAAUUAGCAUGGGGUUUGAAGAAUAGCAACAAGAAGUUCUUGUGGGUGGUUAGAUCCGCCGAAGCACCCAAACUUCCCAAGAACUUCUUAGACGAAUUAACAAGUGAAGAAGGCUUAGUGGUGUCAUGGUGUCCACAACUACAAGUGUUGGAGCAUAAAUCAAUAGGGUGUUUUUUGACGCAUUGUGGGUGGAAUUCGACUUUGGAAGCAAUUUGUUUAGGAGUGCCAAUGGUGACAAUGCCACAAUGGUCAGAUCAACCCACAAACACAAAGCUUGUGCAGGAUGUUUGGGAGAUGGGAGUUAGAGCCAAACAAGAUGACAAAGGGAUAGUUAGAAGAGAAGUUAUUGAAGAAUGUAUAAAGCUAGUGAUGGAAGAGAAAGGAAAGGUGAUUAGGGAAAAUGCAAAGAAAUGGAAGGAAUUGGCUAGAAAUGCUGUAGAUGAAGGUGGAAGUUCAGAUAAAAACAUUGAAGAAUUUGUUUCCAAGUUGGUGACUAUUUCUUAAGUAGGAAAUUGAAACGUAGAAAAAUAAACAAGAAGCUACUUUGCAUGUUGCAAGUUCUAUUUUUGAGGUUGAAAGUAGAAAGUUUUUGCAUGAAUCUUCCUUUGUUUUCUCCUAACUGAUAAUGUACUAUUAUAUGUUGAUAAUAUGGAUUAAUGAUAUGUGAUGAUUUUUGAA
Messenger RNA from Capsicum annuum, 2233 nucleotides. Its product is annotated as UDP-glycosyltransferase 74F2. Gene Ontology annotation, molecular function: UDP-glycosyltransferase activity. Bases 692 to 2059 code for a protein of 455 amino acids. NCBI's taxonomy places the organism in Eukaryota, Viridiplantae, Streptophyta, Magnoliopsida, Solanales, Solanaceae. The record is from RefSeq and is a predicted model, not a curated record. The transcript is spliced from 2 exons.